Glycine soja is the source of this 1223-nucleotide messenger RNA. Its product is annotated as putative axial regulator YABBY 2. The transcript is spliced from 7 exons. Lineage: Eukaryota; Viridiplantae; Streptophyta; Magnoliopsida; Fabales; Fabaceae. Gene Ontology annotation, cellular component: nucleus. Bases 341 to 907 code for a protein of 188 amino acids. The record is from RefSeq and is a predicted model, not a curated record. Gene Ontology annotation, biological process: multicellular organism development; cell fate commitment.
CCUCGUCCGCUACAGAAAGCCAGUGAGAAUGGGUCACUCCCACCCACUCAUUUUCUCAAUCAUAACACAUCCACCCUCACUCUCUGCUUCUCUGUCUUUCACAAACGCGGACACACACAAACACAAAAUAUUUUCACACUUCCUAUAAUCCAUCUUUUCCAAUUCAUAAUUCAUAAAGUGUCUCUAAUCCCACUCCACUUCACUGGUUUUCCCCGACCAGACUAGUCCCAUCCUAACCAUUCAGAUUUUAAUUUUCAAGGAAUUCUCCUCUCUGAUCUGCCCUAUAAAUCUACUAAGCAAACACAAAGGACAGUCACAAUUUUUUUUUUUGUUUAAAAAAAUGUCAAUGGACAUGAUGGCAACCGAACGUGUUUGUUAUGUUCACUGCAACUUCUGCAACACCACUCUAGCGGUUAGUGUUCCAUGCAGCAGUUUGCUCACCAUAGUUACGGUUAGAUGUGGACAUUGUGCCAAUUUGCUGACAGUUAACAUGGGAGCAUCACUUCAAACUUUUCCUUCUCAAGACACUACUCAGCGAUUUUCUACCGUUGGUAAGUUACAGAGACAGCAUCUCAGUGUUCAAGAAGCAUGCAGCAAGGAACUAGGAUCAUCAUCAAAGUGCAAAACAUUUGAGACCGUAGACCAUGAUCAGCAACCUAGGAUUCCUCCUAUUCGUCCUCCUGAGAAGAGACAACGUGUUCCUUCUGCUUAUAACCGGUUCAUUAAGGAGGAAAUACAAAGAAUUAAGGCUAGUAAUCCAGAUAUCAGCCACAGGGAAGCAUUUAGCACAGCAGCCAAAAACUGGGCACAUUUCCCUCACAUUCACUUUGGGUUAAAGCUGGAUGGCAAUAAGCAAGCAAAGUUGGACCAGGGGGAUGGUACUCAAAAGUCUAACGGAUUUUACUGAUUACAUAUAUAUAAACGGAAGUUUAUCAUUAUCAACUGGUUUUUUCUGUGCUUGACCUAAAUCAGUGAAAAAUGAGGUUGAUCAAAUUUCCCAAUCAUACAACUGGAUGGGAAGACUCCUGAAAAUUGACCUCAGCAUCUCACCCAUCUUUAAUAUAUAUUAUUAUUAUAUGUAUGUGUUGCCUUUUUCUAGUUGUUAUGAAAUGAUUGCUAUUCUUGUGAUUGCAUUAAAUUACUAUGUUGAACUUAGUCACUUAAGUAAGUAAACAUUAUUGUAAGUUUCCUUCUCUUUAUAAUGUGUCUUGCUAUUUAGUAUC